Messenger RNA from Nylanderia fulva, 2050 nucleotides. It is a transcript of the gene Pat1, whose product is annotated as Protein interacting with APP tail-1. The record is from RefSeq and is a predicted model, not a curated record. Gene Ontology annotation, cellular component: Cul2-RING ubiquitin ligase complex. Gene Ontology annotation, biological process: intracellular protein transport; proteasome-mediated ubiquitin-dependent protein catabolic process. NCBI's taxonomy places the organism in Eukaryota, Metazoa, Arthropoda, Insecta, Hymenoptera, Formicidae. Gene Ontology annotation, molecular function: ubiquitin-like ligase-substrate adaptor activity; protein binding.
GUCACAUUCACGCAUGCAAACCGCGAGAUUGUAUUAGUGACUAAUCAAAGGCCGUUCGCGAAAAUGGCCGAUGGACGCGAGUCACGGUCGUUUUCCACCAAGAGCCUGUACGAUUUGUGCGUGACGGUGGUGGCGGGGAAGUUUAACAGUUACAAGCCGCAUCUCGUCGACCUGCCGAAAAACGUGCGGUUCGAUCUCUACUAUCAGCUGUUCAAAGAGAGGAAAUUAUGUCAACUGGGAACGGAAUUGAGCGAUCUGGAGACUUUCUCCAAGAUGCUCAAGGUCACCAAUCGUCGAAUACACCUUCUGCAAAUCUUUCAGGCUCCAAUGUAUCACGGUAUAAGGGUAGGAAAGAAUUUGGCCAUUGAUUACAACGUGCACUGUCUUGAAGCAAGGGAGAAUCCUGCUGCACAAGAUAAGAUUAUAAAUCUAGGUUUGAGACUUGGUGGAUUUCUCAGCGAUGCUGGUUGGUAUCCAGAAAGUGAAGAAGUACUGUUGGCUUGCAAGGAAUUGUGUAUCACCAACAAUCAUACUCCUGAAGAUUGGUGUAGAACAUUAGAUUGUUGUCACAAACUGUUACAUGCGCAAGCAGCGUACUGUACUUUUGUUGGAGCUGCGGAUACUCACCAACUUGCCAUAGAAAUGAUAGAACAAUUAAAAAAAGCACAGUAUAAUAACAGUAAUCACGCUGCACUUUUUGCAGAAUUCAGUGUAUUAUUCUUCAUACGCAGUGAAUAUGAUCAAGCUUACAGGUGGAGUAUAGAAGCGUUAAAGCACUUGAAUCCGUCACUUCCCGCACGGGUCAUUAUUGAUGUUCUCAGACAAGCGGCGAAAUCGUGCGUAGUGAAACGCGAAUUUCAAAAGGCUGGUUUACUGAUCAGAGAAGCUGUAUAUCUCGCUAGAGAGAUAUUCGAUACGGAUCAUCCGAAAUAUAGCGACGUUCUCAUCGAUUAUGGAUUUUACUUAUUAAACUACGAUAGCAUCAUCAAUAGUGUAUCCGUCUACAAGACUGCGUUAGAUAUUAGAAGAGCGAUUUUUGGCAAGACUAAUCUUCAUGUUGCUUUGGCACACGAAGAUUUAGCUUAUGCUCUCUAUGUAUACGAAUAUAGUUCUGGCAAGUUUGAUGAAGCAAGUGAGCACGCUGGAAUAGCUAUAGAUAUUAUGGAGAAACUCUUACCUACUUAUCAUUUAAUGCUCGCGAGUGCUAAACGAGUGAAGGCGCUUAUCCUCGAAGAGAUCGCUAUAGAUAAUGCGUCAACGCCAUUGUCCGAACAAAACUUGUUACUCAAAUCCGAGUGUCUUCAUUUAUCCGCUUUACAUUUAGCCAAAACCGCAUUUGGCGAGAGAAAUGUACAAACGGCGAAGCAUUACGGGAACUUGGGACGCUUGUAUCAGAGUAUGAGAAAGUUCGAGGAAGCAGAAGCAAUGCAUCUGAAAGCGAUUCGCAUCAAAGAAGAGUUACUAGGUCCUGAAGACUAUGAAGUAGGUUUGAGCAUAGGACAUUUAGCUUCGUUAUAUAAUUUCCAUAUGAACCGGUACAAAGACGCCGAAAAGCUUUAUUAUCGUAGCAUCGCAAUCAGUUUAAAGUUAUUCGGAAAAAGUUACAGUGGCUUAGAAUAUGAUUAUCGAGGACUCUUACACGUGUAUAAUAAAUUAGAUGAAUACGAGAAAAUAUUGGAAUACACAGAUACGUUAAAUCAUUGGAAGGAACUUAGAGAUAAACACGCUCAAUCUGAAGAUCCGCCGAUCGAUGUACAGAAACGUCCACAGCCCAUCGCAAACAUAAUAAAUGUGUUCUUUUCUAUGUGAUAUAUCCAAUAAGUGUGUCUAAUUCAACAAAUUUUAUGUCAUUGUACAUCAUCGAGCAAAUUGUUGGUCUUUGUUGCGUUUACAAGACAUUGGGCCAAAGUAGAAAUUACAUAACUCACGUUAGAAAGAUUUAUAAAUCACUGAUCUGGUCGUACAAUUAAAUUAACUGUCUGUCUUGUGUCGAUAUUUUAUAAUACACAUGCAUAUAGUCGAUAUCGCAUUAAAACAGUUAUAUUAUCAA